CGUGGCGGCGGCGCUGCCCGCCGCUCCCCUCGCUCCCUUCCCUCCUUCCUUCCCCGCCGGCCGGCAUGAGGGACCGCCGGCCCCGGCCGCCCGCCCCGGCGCUGCUCUGCGGGCUGCUGCCGGCCCUGGCGGCCGCCGUGGUGGCGGAGGGCGGCCGCGCUCUCCCUCAGCUCAGCGACGACAUCCCCUUCAGGGUGAACUGGCCCGGCACCGAGUUCAGCCUGCCUACGACUGGUGUCCUGUACAAAGAGGAUAACUACAUUAUAAUGACCACUGUGGACAAAGAGAAGUAUAAAUGCCUGCUUCCGCUGAUAGCAAGUGGCAAUGAGGAAGAAGAAAAAGACUAUAAAGGUCCUACUCCAGGAGAAUUAUUGGAACCACUUUUUAAGCAAAGUAGCUGUUCAUACAGGAUUGAAUCUUACUGGACAUAUGAAGUCUGCCAUGGUAAACACAUCCGCCAGUACCACGAGGAGAAGGAAACAGGACAGAAAAUAAACAUCCAAGAAUACUAUCUGGGGAAUAUGAUGAUGAAGAGCCCAUUAUCAGAACCAGAUCAAGAAGAGAAAGAAAAUCUCAAAGACAGUGCAAAAGAGAUACCUACCAAAAACAUAGAAGGGCAAAUGACCCCAUACUACCCUGUAGAAAUGGGAAAUGGCACACCUUGUAGCUUGAGACAAAACCUGCCCAGGUCAAGCACAGUGAUGUACAUCUGUCACCCAGAAGCUAAACAUGAGAUCCUUUCAGUAGCAGAAGUUACCACCUGUGAAUAUGAAGUGGUUAUACUGACACCUCUGCUCUGCAGCCAUCCUAAAUACAGGUUCAGGGCCUCUCCUGUGAAUGACAUCUUCUGCCAGUCUCUGCCAGGAUCCCCACUUAAGCCCCAUAAUCUGGAACAGCUGGAGAAACAGCAAGAAAUGAUGAAGAUGCCUUUUAGAAAGGUUAAGGAGGAAGAAAUGCAGUCAACAAAAGAAGAGAAAUUUUCUUCCAUUCACAAGCCUGUUGCUGUUGGCAGCCAUCAACUGUUAACUGUGGGAACAACCCACAUCUCCAAACUGACUGAUGAGCAGCUUAUAAAGGAAUUUCUGAGUGGUUCUUACUGCUUCCAUGGGGGUGUUGGCUGGUGGAAGUAUGAAUUCUGCUACGGCAAAUACGUUCAUCAGUAUCAUGAGGACAAGGAAACUGGCAAGACUUCUGUGGUGGUGGGAACGUGGAACAAGGAGGAACACAUUGAGUGGGCCAGGAAGAACGCUGCUAGAACAUAUCAUCUCCAGGAAGACGGCACGCAGACAGUUCGGAUGGUGUCUCAUUUCUAUGGAAAUGGAGAUGUUUGUGACUUGACAGACAAGCCAAGGCAGGUGACUGUGAAAUUGAAAUGUAAAGAAUCCGAUUCCCCUCACGCCGUGACCAUAUACAUGUUAGAGCCUCAUUCUUGCCAAUACAUCCUUGGGGUGGAGUCUCCCGUCAUCUGUAAGAUUCUGGACACAGCAGACGAGCACGGGCUCCUCUCGGUGCCCAGCUGAGGAGCAGCAGAGCCCCUGCACAAGCCAUACCUGUCACCAAGGCCACCAACGGCUCCCCCUUCACAUCCCCCUGCGAGACGGUGCCAGCCAAGAGCAGCUUCAGCCUCACCAGCAGAACCCUGGCAGAGGAGGGACUCACGAACCACUUUGUGUAUAACUAUGUGUAUAUAAGAGGUUAUCGAUAAACUUUUAAUGAUUAAAAUCUUGUCUUGCACUUCC
Pezoporus occidentalis (night parrot) is the source of this 1739-nucleotide messenger RNA. It is a transcript of the gene ERLEC1, whose product is annotated as endoplasmic reticulum lectin 1. Gene Ontology annotation, biological process: retrograde protein transport, ER to cytosol; endoplasmic reticulum unfolded protein response. Gene Ontology annotation, cellular component: endoplasmic reticulum lumen. The coding region runs from base 66 to 1520 and encodes 484 amino acids. The transcript has 14 exons. The record is from RefSeq and is a predicted model, not a curated record. Lineage: Eukaryota; Metazoa; Chordata; Aves; Psittaciformes; Psittacidae.